AUGGAAGUUUUGUUGCCCAGAAAGACAGUUAACCGAAUCGAUUUGGAGGUGCAAUUCGAAAGCCUGAUGGGUCAAACAAAGGAUUUGAUACCUAAUUCAGACGAGGAUUUGCUGGUGACAAGCUGCUCUUUCGUGACUGCGCUCGAUGGCACUUGGGUCCGGCAAGUAGCAGAUCUGGCCAAACGAAAACUUGAAGAGGAGCAAGGACAUUCGGUGACUUUCACUCAUCUGAUGCUGGAUUUAAACCAGAGCCGAACAUACGCUAACUUCACCCAAAGAAUGUGUCGACAAAUUGCCACAGGAGCUAUCGCCUAUCCGGACGUUCUGAUUGACUUGACAAAUUCAACAGCGAGUCUUCUGAUGCUACGCAGACUGAGUGUUCAGCUGGACACGGGGUUUAUUUCCGCACAUGGGACUGAUUUUAUUGAGCAAACCAGGACACAAAGUUCCACGGAUGCGAACUGGACAAUUUCUGGCAAUCCAAUUUUAAGCAUGGGAUUUCCAAGCCAUGCUCCUAUAACUGCCGCGAAAUUUUUUGCUAACAAAAUGCACCCAUUGGCCACGUGCGGUGCUAUCUCAUUUGCAUCUGAGGAUAUUGCUUAUUCCCGACCGCACAGAAAUUCCGAAGAGUCCACUUACAUAGAACAUCAGAGUUUCUCACUGUCACAAAACACCACUAUGGAGGAAUAUAAAAAUUUGUGUCAUGGUUUGUUUUACGAUUACCAUACACAUUUUUGGAUGUUUGCCAUCUCGCGCAGUACAAUGAAUCGCUUAGUUGACGCUGUGGAAUCCGUGUUCAAAGGACAACCACUGAAUGGCAGCUUUGUGGUCUAUGACACGAACAUCAACUUAACUCAGUGCAGACCACUGUGUCGUGUGGUUGUCAACGAUACGGAUGCGUGCGAGACACUCAAACCCUCCACGUUUAUAUACUGCGUCAAACUGGAUUUAGCAGAAGCAAACCAGACUACUGUGAACCAAAUACGACAAUAUUUGGGAAAGGAAUGGAGCUCUCAAACAAUCAGACAGAUUGAUGCUCUGUUUGACUAUGAAACAGUUUUCACAGCUGGUUUGGCAAUGCAAAAUCUGACUCAAACUAACCAAUGGCCCGCAUCACCAGCUGUCAAUUUAUUGUGCGAGGCAGAUCGUGGUGAAGAAGCAUCGGCGUUGCGGUACAAUUUGUUUCGACAGAAAGUUACUCAGGAUCCCCCGUUUGUCUUCAAAACCGCCACUGGAUGGGAUGGAUUCUGCGUGGAAGUGGUUAACAUUCUUGCUCAGCGUCUCAAUUUGACCGUCAAGUUCAUUGAACAGCCUGAUGGAAAAUAUGGUAGCCGGUUCGCCAGUGGACAUUGGGAUGGAAUUAUUGGAUCGUUGGUCACAAAACACGCGGAAGUAGGUAUUGGACCAAUUAUUCAAACAACCGAGGCAAACGAGGUUGUGGAUUUCACGCAACCGUAUUUGCCUACAUCCGGAAUCUCAAUCGUGAUGCGACGUACACGAGAGAAUAUGGUCACUCCGCUGUUCUACGUCCAUGUAUUCACGGGGUAUGUCUGGCUUGUCUGCGGUGCUCUCAUUCUGAUCUUGGGAACUUCCGCGUGGGCUUUUGAAUUGAUCUCACCAUAUCGAGAACCUGCUCCACCAGGUCAUCAGGGUUUCAUUGAUCGAUUGAGACUGGGAAGACUUUUUGAUCUGGUAUCUUUUGCCACAAGCAGUUGGGCAUCCCAAGGUAAGCAUUUGAAUGCAUCAUAUUGA
Messenger RNA from Echinostoma caproni, 1752 nucleotides. Lineage: Eukaryota; Metazoa; Platyhelminthes; Trematoda; Plagiorchiida; Echinostomatidae. The record is from the annotation of a GenBank genome assembly.